AUGGAGCAGUGCACUUCAGAACCAGAUAAACAAUCAGAAAAAGAUCUAGAAGAAGUAUGUGAGAAAAUGAACGUGGUAGCAGAAUCGAAUGAGGAUUCGUCGGUAAAACCAGCGACGAAAAAGACAAAGAAACAGAAAAAGAAGUCUGGAAAAUGCACAAAUGGUCACGAUGAGGCUGAGUUCAAAGAAAAUGAGACAGGAGACAUUUCAGUUGACUGUAGUGAAAUCGCCUCUUCUUCUAAUAAAGUGUCAAGCGAAUCAUCCAUAUCUCAAGCUCCAAAUAUCUCACGUCAAUCAGACCCUCCUUCUAUACCUAUUUGUCAAUUGUAUCCCAAUGGCGAUUUCCCAGUCGGUGAAAUUAUUAAUUAUGAACCAAUCACUGAUGGUCGUACAGCUAUCAACCGCACAACGUCAGAAGAAUGCAAAGCCCGUGACAGUGCUCAUGAAGAGAUCUAUCAACAAUUUCGUGAAGGUGCAGAGGUUCACAGGCAAACAAGAAAUUAUAUUAAAAAAUGGAUACGUCCCGGUGUUCGUCUCAUUGACAUGUGUGAAGAACUUGAACGCACUAGCCGUGCACUCAUUUUAGAACGUGGACUAGACGCGGGUUUAGCUUUUCCAACAGCUUGUCCACUUAAUAAUUGUGCAGUUAAUUACACUCCGACUAGGGGUGACAAUACUGUUCUAAAUUACGAUGAUGUAUGCAAAAUCGAUUUUGGGGUACAUGUAAAUGGUAAGUCAACAUUGUUUUGA
Schistosoma turkestanicum is the source of this 750-nucleotide messenger RNA. The record is from the annotation of a GenBank genome assembly. NCBI's taxonomy places the organism in Eukaryota, Metazoa, Platyhelminthes, Trematoda, Strigeidida, Schistosomatidae.